UUUAUAACGAAGAGGAUAUUUGUGUGAAUUGCACUUAGAGUGGUGCGCUGUGAGGAAGGCCGUUCAGGGCCUCGUUUGUGAGCUGUUUGGUUUCUUGUGUCCCUCGCUGGGAGGCAAAGACUGGAAGGUUUCUGUUCUGAUCAACGAAUGAGAUUAACAUCUCAAAAAUGACUGAUUUAACUAAAAUAGAGGAGCAAGAACCUGGGAAGAGCUUGUCUGAAGAAGCAGAGAAAAAGUCUCAAACUUCAGAGGAAGAUUCAGGUAUCAAUUUGGAAGACAAGGGCUCAACUUCAGGCACAGGGCAUUCUACUGAAAAUGAACAAGAAAUUGCUGCUGAUAAGCAGGACAACACAGCAAAAAAGAGGAAAUUAGAUACUGAGGAUGACACUCCAGGGAAAAUACGUGAGAUAGGCCAUGGACAAGCUGUAGCUGCCCACUACAAUGAACUUCAAGAAGUUGGAUUAGAAAAACGCAGCCAAAGUCGCAUAUUCUACCUCCGCAACUUUAAUAAUUGGACAAAGAGUGUCCUCAUUGGUGAGUUUAUAGACCGAGUACGAGAGAAGAAGAAUGAUAUAACUGUUUUGGAUCUAGGAUGUGGCAAAGGUGGAGACUUACUUAAAUGGAAAAAAGGCAGAAUUAAAAAACUUGUCUGUACAGAUAUUGCUGACAUUUCUGUGCAGCAGUGCAAGCAGCGGUAUGAGGACAUGAAAGGACGAUGUCGCUAUAAUGAAUAUAUUUUUGAUGCAGAGUUUAUACAAGCGGAUAGUACCAAGGAUCUCCUGUCUGCCAAAUAUGAUGAUCCAUAUAUGCUCUUUGACAUUUGCAGCUGUCAAUUUGUUUACCAUUAUUCAUUUGAGACAUAUGAGCAGGCUGACAUGAUGCUUAAAAAUGCUUGUGGGAACCUCUCUCCUGGSGGGUAUUUUAUUGGCACCACUCCAAAUAGCUUUGAGCUUAUAAAACGACUUGAAGCUUCAGAAACAAAUUCAUUUGGGAAUGAUGUUUACAGUGUAAAAUUUGAAAAGAAGGGAGAUUAUCCCUUGUUUGGCUGCAAGUAUGACUUCCACUUAGAAGAAGUGGUUGAUGUUCCUGAGUUCUUGGUUUAUUUUCCAUUACUGGAAGAAAUGGCAAAGAAGCAUGGUAUGAAAUUGGUCUACAAAAUGACAUUUCGGGAAUUCUAUGAAGAAAAAAUCAAGAAUGAGGAACACAAAAUGCUGCUAAGGAGAAUGCAGGCCUUGGAGCCAUAUUCUGCCUUCGAUGAUUCCAGGCUUGUUUCUGAUAAACCUGAUGAUUAUGAGCAUGCAAAAGAGUUUAUCAAGGAUGGCAAGGGAAAGUUACCAUUGGGAACCUUGAGUAAAUCUGAGUGGGAAGCAACAAGUAUUUACUUGGUGUUUGCCUUUGAGAAACAACUGUGAAACGUCAUAUACUGGAUUCAACAAGAGGAGAUCAUAUCCAUGUGCAAGUUGGAAUGGUCUAAAAUCCAUUGUGGCAACUAUUUUUUUAUUUUUAUUUUUUAAUUAUCAGAAGUGUGCAGGGCACUACCAAAAAAAAAACCGAGAGCAAGCUCAUGAUUCUGAGUUACAUUUGCCUGUCUGUGACAGAUUGACUUGUGUGUGUAUAUAUAAGAAAGAUUAAAACCCAGUCUUUUUAAACAUUUGUAAGCAGUCUGCAUGCCCUCAAAAGUCAUGUUUGAACUUAACACAGCUUUAUGUUCUAAACACAUGUGUUGUUUGUGUGUUGGUGGUUACAGGCCUGAUCCUGCACUUCCGGAAGUUGAUGGAAAAUGACUGUGGCUUUUGGUGGUGCAGAAUGAGGGCCUAAAGACUGUGCUGCAAAGCUCAGCCAGUUCACGCUGGGGUAUAUUCAGACACGAAGGGUACAUCUACAUUGCAUGUAAGGCUAAAUGGCAAAUACCACCAGAGUGUAUUUGAAUACCUCUGUGCUGUGCUCUGGCCUGCAGUGUAAAUUUACCUUAUUCCAGUGCUAUUCCAGGUAUAAUUUACAUAGUAAAGUUCCAUGCUAUUCUUGGGUUUUUUUUUUUUUUGUGCUUGCUGAUAUGUAGUGUCACUUUGUGGUGCUUUCAAGAUUAAAUUGGUUUGUUCUGUACAAAACUGCUGUGAAAUAGCUGAAUUUCUGUAGGUUUAAAACUCCAAGUCAUUCUUCCGACUGUGCAGUAAUCAAUCACAAAUGCUGAGACUUUGUUACAUUAAAGUGUCACGACUCUUGUGGUUUUAAUGUUCCUGUUGUUCAUAGUUUACUGCUGACACUUUCUAGAUUGAUCUUUUUCCCAAUACUGACAUGUUUUCCACUUGUUUCACAAAGGUUUUUGUCAURAAAGAUGAGCUCCACGUGGCGGUGAGGUCCUCGCUGCAGCCCAUAAGGCUUUAGGAAUGUGCUUGGAUUAAUGCAUCAUGAACUAAGAGAGGAACCUGUAUGACACUUGACAAGUCAUCAUCCUGAGAUCCAUGAGAGGAUAUUGGCAGUUCACUCAGGAGGGAGGGAUGAGCACGAUUGCCCCUACUU
Molecule: messenger RNA, 2520 nt
Organism: Nothoprocta perdicaria
Lineage: Eukaryota; Metazoa; Chordata; Aves; Tinamiformes; Tinamidae
Gene: RNMT
Product: RNA guanine-7 methyltransferase
Exons: 11
Coding region: 168-1412 (414 amino acids)
Biological process (GO): 7-methylguanosine mRNA capping
Cellular component (GO): nucleus
Molecular function (GO): mRNA 5'-cap (guanine-N7-)-methyltransferase activity
Source: RefSeq, a predicted model, not a curated record